UUUAUUCCAGCGUCAAUGCACGGAGUCGCCGGCUUAGCAAGUACUCUGAUGCCAUCGGUCAUGCAGUACAAAGGAAGAAAAUUCACAUUCAUCGGCAGUUCUCUACUAUUAGCCAUUGGAUGGUUCCUAGCAUUCAUAGCAAUGGACAUCUACACUAUAAUAGUAUCGUCUGUUGUUCUCGGGUUAAGUUCAAAUUGUGCAGCUAUCAUCAACCUAGUAACAGUCAGUGAAAUGCUGUCUCCAAGAUACAGAUCAUUAUGUCUAACAUUGCUAAGUGUUCAUCAAACUAUUGGGAUGGUCUUAGUAUCAAUUUUAGGAGUAUGUUUAAACUGGAGAACAGUUGGGUUAAUCUUAUGUGGUGGGUCUCUAUUAGCAACAUUGCUACCAAUGGUAUGGCCAGAAUCACCAUCAUGGUUAGCUUAUAAAGGCAAAUUUGAACAAUGUGAGCAAGCAUUUGUUUGGUUAAGAGGUACUGAUGAGGUUGAUAUGAAAGAAUUGCAAGCAUUGAUCGCCGCUCAGAAAGUUCCGAAACCAAAUCACAAUAGAAGCAGUUUUCAACGAAUUUGUCGGCUUAUAAAAAGGAAAGAUUUAUAUCUGCCUUCUAUAUUCAUGUUCUUAGUCCUAUUCAAUUUUUAUUCCGGUGGUGGAGUAUCAAUUUACAUGUAUAGUAAAACCAUUAUCGAGAUAAGUACUGGUGAUUCUAAACUUGCCGUUGUUGGCUAUCUAAUAGCCGUUUGCACUUUAUUACUAGGCUGUGGCAUCUCUCUGGUCAUGAUAAGAUUUUUCGACACCAAAACUGUUUUAACAAGAUCUGCUUUUGGGUCUCAUUUUUUCUUACUUAUAUGCUGUUUGGUUUCGUAUUUGGAAAGUAUAGGUUUAGUUCCAAAAGAUUCAUAUCUAUUCUUGUACUUUUUGCUAGCUUUCAAAAUAACUUGUAAUUCUGGAUUCAAUUCUUUAUCUUUCGCCUUAGCUAUGGAGUUGAUGCCUGUAAAACAUAGGGGCGUUGGCGGAGCCUUGUUUAAUAUAUAUACUUCUCUGUUAUACGUUGCUACAGUAAAACCAUUUCCAUUUGUAAUUACAAAUUUAGGUAUAACUUAUACUUUCUUAAUAUUUGCCUUUACUUCAUUUAUAUGUACGAUUUUAAUUGUAAUCUAUGUACCGGAGACGAAAAAUAGAACUUUGCAGGAGAUAGAGGAUUAUUAUAAUUAUGGUCACUUUGUUAGUAGGAAUUUAAGUGAUGCUGAGGUAGAGUUGCCUAUAAUAAGUGAGAAAAAUAAUAAUUGA
This is a messenger RNA of Trichoplusia ni (cabbage looper), 1284 nucleotides long. RefSeq names its product facilitated trehalose transporter Tret1-like. Gene Ontology annotation, cellular component: membrane. Bases 16 to 1284 code for a protein of 422 amino acids. NCBI's taxonomy places the organism in Eukaryota, Metazoa, Arthropoda, Insecta, Lepidoptera, Noctuidae. The transcript has a single exon. Gene Ontology annotation, biological process: transmembrane transport. The record is from RefSeq and is a predicted model, not a curated record. Gene Ontology annotation, molecular function: transmembrane transporter activity.